AUGGCGGGCCCUGAGAUUUCCCAAGCCGCACGCCGCUGCCACGAUAGUCUCUCGAGUCUUGCCCAGGAGUUCGAAACGAGCAGAAACACAUGGGAGCAUGAACUCACAGAAAGAGACUUCGCGCAACUGCUUGAAAGAUUCGAGCAAUGGGCUGGGAACCUGGGCGCUCUUCGACAGCCGAGCUCCAAGCUAUCGCUCGACCAUCGCCUACGCGAUAGUCUCACAGUCAGAGCCUCCAUUUUCAGCAUGCUUGAGGACCUGAACGAGUCUGCCAAAAUGGCUACAGAGAUCGUCUCGGGCCGUCGACCUAACAGAGUUAUGCCGAAAUUGGACAUUACUGAGGAAGAACUGGAGGAAUUCGAUAUUUCCUCCAGCAGUUCUGAGUCAGGCGCAUCUAAUACUUCAAACGGCACUCGGGAUAGUCGACACGACAAACCCUCAGAGAUACAGAAGCUUCUAUCAGCAAUCAGGACAAGCCUCAACAGCCUAUUCAAAGCUUCUGUGUUCAUUCGCAAAUUCGCGCCCGAGGACAGACGCCAACGAGCCUCCAGAACGAAGCCUUUCGUAAAUACUGCAGAUUUGAUGUAUAUCAAAGAUAAGUACAGUCUCCUUUGGGAAACCAACGAACCUUUGGCAAUACGUCUAGCGGAGGCAAACGCUCGGCGAAGACAAUACUUCAGAUACCGUCAGCAACAUCAAGAAAAGUUGUCUUCCCAGCUAGACGAAAGUCUCAUUGGAAGAAGACACGCCCACUUAUCGACCGAGCCCAAGCCACUUGACGGAGAACCCCUACGACAAGGGUCAAUCGUGUCUGGUUUAUCCAAGCCCAGCAUUCUAGCGGAGACUGAAGCAACAGAAUUUGUGAGAAACAAAGCGUCAGAGGCUCAAUUCUUCGCGCUCUCAAGCCCAGAGCCUGCUUUGUCGGUCUUCUCGAUGGCGACCACAGUUGUGGAAGCUUCUGAUACAGAGCUUCAAUUUCCGCCGAUACCCGAUGAGGGGCAGAAGACAUCGUCGGAUCAAUCUGCCAAGACUUUUCCGGCUGUAAGCCAACAAUGCGACGACUCGUCAAAAUCCCUGAAGUGUCUCAACACAUUAGAGGGCCACUCGGACAUUGUAUUUGGCGUAGAAGUUAUGUCCAAUGGAUGGGUUGUGACUGCCAGCAAGGAUAGGAGCCGACGCGGUCAUCGCAACGGCUAUAGGACCGAGCACGGCGACUGGCUUUAUGUUUGCUACUGCUUCGAGUGA
Messenger RNA from Colletotrichum abscissum, 1245 nucleotides. RefSeq lists its product as uncharacterized. The transcript is spliced from 5 exons. The coding region runs from base 1 to 1245 and encodes 414 amino acids. The record is from RefSeq and is a predicted model, not a curated record. Lineage: Eukaryota; Fungi; Ascomycota; Sordariomycetes; Glomerellales; Glomerellaceae.